This is a messenger RNA of Gongylonema pulchrum, 738 nucleotides long. Lineage: Eukaryota; Metazoa; Nematoda; Chromadorea; Rhabditida; Gongylonematidae. The record is from the annotation of a GenBank genome assembly.
AUGGUUUACGCUUUGGCAAGCGCAGGCCAGUAUGAAAAAGCUCGAUCAGUGAUUGAAGUACGUUUUGUGAAAAAUUUGGAUCAAAAUAGUGCAGCAGACAAUGUUUUGUUGGCAAACACUUUAAGGAUCGCUUACGUGCUGGCGAAAGUAGAACGUUGCAACGAUGACGGCGAUGUGUUUGAGAUUUUGAAUGGAAUUUCAAGUGGUAGCGAUCUGCCAGAAGAGUAUGCGAUGCCAGCGUAUGAAAUAUUAUUCGCGCUUGCAAGGCGAGCAAAUUCGGCCAGCAUUGAAAAAGUACGCUUUUUUUUUAUUCGAAUAUGCAGUACAGACAGGUCGAGAAUGAGGGCAGUUCUAACAAAAGAAUUCCCGUCAGCAAUUCGUAAGCAACAAAACUUGCCCGAUAUUGUCCGGAUGUGUUUAGUCUUCCAGAAAUGUCACCUUUUAAAGUCGAGAAUGAGAGCAGUUCUAACAAAAGAAUUCCCGUCAGCAAUUCGUAAGCAACAAAACUUGCCCGAUAUUGUUCGGAUGUGUUUAGUCUUCCAGAAAUGCCGCCUUUUAAAGCACCCGCUUCGAGAUUGUCUGCGAGAUGUGGCCUCCACUUUUCCGGAGCAUUUUCACGAACUUUUUGGAUUGUACCGAGGCACGGAAGAUUUCGCAGCAAUACAGGAGAGGCCUCAUUUGCAGCUUCCUGUGGCGGUACAACAUUAUAAUGAAGUAAUAAUUCCAUUUGUUUGCUAA